Molecule: messenger RNA, 348 nt
Organism: Caenorhabditis briggsae
Lineage: Eukaryota; Metazoa; Nematoda; Chromadorea; Rhabditida; Rhabditidae
Exons: 3
Coding region: 1-348 (115 amino acids)
Source: RefSeq, a predicted model, not a curated record
AUGGGACCAGAGGAAAUAUUUCGAAGACUUUAUUCCUCAUCUGACUUUCCCAUGACAAUGGACCAAUUCUUCGCGUCGAGACCCACAACGCCUGUCAACCGUGAAACGCCGGACAAGUUCGAUUCGAUGGUCGGCCAACCACCUAGCCUAUUCAACAAUUCCAAAUCGAUGCCCGCCAAUCGCUUCCUCACGUCGUCAGGACCCAAAAAGGCGUUUCCAAAUGUGAAGAAAUCGUCAAAAAGCCAUAAAUUUGCUCUAAAACGUCCGACGCCGACGAGAAUUUUGCCCCCGCGAACGGCUAGAAACGCCGGAAUUUCCAAAUUCGGAGUGGACUCAGAUUUUCAUUAG